CGUGUGUGUGUGUGUGUGUACCCGAGGAGGGGAGGGAGGGAGCUGGGCUGCAGGCCAAAUCCAGCUGCUUGCCCCCCCUUUUUUUCUCUCUCUCUCCCCUCUCCCCUCCCCCCUCUGCCUUUUUCUAAAGGUCUCUCUCUCUCUCUCUCAGCACGUUUUGGUGGGAAAGAAAAAAGCGGGGGGGGAUAAGAAUGUGAAAGAAGAGAAACUGAUCACAAGAGGAGGAGGAGGAGGAGGAGGCGGAUCGCGGCGAGGCGAAGGAGAGAGCGUGGCGCCCCACCGCCCUCAUCCAACAGAUGGGCGAGAGCCGCGGGCUUUCUGUGCCCAAACUGGGAGCGCGCGGGGGGGGGGGGGAGAGAUUACGAAGAGGGAGGGGCGUGGCGCGCAACCAUCCGCCCUGGCGAAAGACGGACAGACAAUGAGAGAGCUUUGAAGUCCUCCACCCGCCGCUCCUCUCUCUACUUUUCUUCACCAACUCUCAUUCAUUCCUUUCUUCUCGGCUGUUUCCCCGACCUUUUGCCCCUCUUUCGCUUUGCGUGCCUGACCUUUGAAAGGGCCCGUCCUCCUUUCUCUCACCUGAUCCCUUCUCCCUCCCUCUCUCUUCCGCCUCGCCGUCCUUUCCAUCGCCUCCUUUCUCCCUUCUCCCAUCCUUACGCCCAGAACAUCCCCCAGCUGUAAAUUUUCCUUCCCCGCCGGGCCUUCCCCCACCCAGAUUGCAUCCAGCGAUUUGGUUUCCAUCCUGGAUCGGCCUUCUCCCCGGGCCUGAUUCAUUGGUGCUUGGAGGAAGGAGCUCACCAGACCCUUCCAUUACUGGCUUGACUGGGGGCCAGGAUCCCAGCAGGGUGGGAAAGCCUUGCGCCUUAAUUCGUGGGUGUGCGCGCCUGCUUUCCAUUUAAAAGAGAGUCCCCUAAAAGCCUGCAGCCAGCCAAACUCGUCUGCCUCAGCAGAAAAUAUAUUCGUGUAUAAAAGAGCCAAUACUUUUUUUUUAAGAUGGGAUCUGUGACAUUUUGAGAAAACACCUGGCAUCCCUCCAAAAUGCAGAACAUCUGGAAAAUGAACCGUCAACCCCUUAUUUAAACCCACAGAAGAGGGAAACACAGCUUUUGAAAACACAAGUUUUGAAAGAGAAAAUUGCUACUUCAGGUCAAUACAGAAAGCCGCCCUAGAUCUGUGUCACCCACUGAUUGACUGUUCUGGACUUUGCCUGUAGCAGAAUGAUAGAAAAGGACGCAAUUGGUUUUGGAUUGGUUGGCUGUCAACUGGAUUGUGCAGUAUUUUUCUGGAUGUUGAAGCUGGCCUUCGUUUGACAGUAAUUCUACUUGGAGAGACUAUCUGCAUUUGUGGGUCUGGGGAGUACAGCAUCUACACUUUUUUCUGGAUUUUGGAAUUUGUAGUUUGUCAACACUGUUUCUGGAUACGGUCUGGAUUGAGUAUUUGGUCUAAGUACGUUUAUAGUUUUUCAGGCCUCCAAGUGGCUUUUUUGUUAGCAGUUACACUGUGUGCUUGUUCUGGAUCUGUCUGCUUGUUCUGAGGGGUGCGGAAACAUCGUACAGAAUUCCUCAAAGUUUACAAAUUAUGAUUUUUUUCUGGAGAGUGUCAGGUUUUCAAAAAUUCAAAAUUAGGGGGUCAUCCUCCCACCAAAUUAUAUAUUUUUCCAGUCGUUUGAGAGGGGAAAACAUGCUUUUUUGAGGAAAUAAUCUUGCAUUAAUGUGUAUCAUGAUUUCUGAAGUUUGAUUUUGUCAUUUUUUAAAGCAAUAACAUUUUCAUGUUGCAGAUUUCAUGGAGAGUUUGACCUUUCUGCGAAGCAGUCUGGAUUUGUGUGCAAACAUUUUUGAUUGGGGAGAAAAUUGGAUCAAACCUCUGCGUUUGAUGAAAUAAAUGUUCUGGGGUGUGGAGAAAGUUUGCAAAGCAUCUGGGUAUUUGUACACAUGGUAAAUACUGCCUGCAUUCUCAGGAAAAACUGAACUGCUGUUUGUUUGUUUUUAAAAUCUAUUUUGGAUUUGCUCUCUUCUUUUGGACAAGAAGGAAAAUUUGUUAGCCUCUGUGGAUCUACAGACUGGGACUUCCUUCCCCCAUGCCUUUUAGAGUCAAAAUAAUAGCUCAGGCUUUCUGGAUUUCAUGACGAUGCAAAAUCUGUGGUUCUGAGUGUGCCAGGUUAUUUUUUUUACACAAGAACCUUUGGAGAGAAGUUUUGCAAAUGUCUCCGCUCUGGUUUGCAAUUCCACCCAGCGGUUGCAACACAAGCCCCUGUUCCGACUUGUUAGGCUUUUGCCCUGCCUCUUUCAAUCCAUGCAGCCUGAAAGCGGUCAGGCCUACCCAGAUGGUUUUUCUGGGAAGCUUUUGCUGACCAAGAGAUUUGGGAAGACUUACAAAAACUUGCUGGGGGGAAGGAGAGAACUGCAAAUUGAAACUGGCUGGACUUCUAAGAAACCAGACUCAUUGCAAUCCAAGGAUAAAAAUUGUUUGAUUUUUAUUGGCAAUUACCUCCACCCUCUCCUUUGGAUUGGAAUAUUGUUUUGCAACGAUUUUGCCAAUGUUUUUCAAGGAACUCUUUGUUUUGAAUCUGUUGUAGCUUCCUCCAUCCCAAAAGACCUGGAUAUAUAUUUUUGCAAGGAUAUGUAAGAAACUGUUAUUAAAUUUCUCAGGAAUCUCUUCUUCCUUUUGGAGCAGCCCAUAGCUCGAAGGACAAUAAUGCACCUAGAUAUAUUUUUUUCAGAAGCCAGAGGAAUGGAGGUGUAAUUUUAUUCCUUAUUUCCUUGGUCUGCAGCUGUCCCUUCUCAGCAAAGCAACAUGUCUGCCCAGUUGUGCCGUGCCCUUUACGACAAUGCUGCUGAGUGCCCGGACGAACUCUCCUUCCGCAAGGGCGACUUGAUGGUUCUGUUGCAACCUGAGGCCCCCGGCUUGGAGGGCUGGCACCUCUGUUCCUUGCACGGACAGCAGGGGAUUGUGCCGGCCAACAGGGUCAGAGUCCUCCCGGAGCCAGGAUCCCCAGGGCCGACCCCUCGCCGAAACCACACCCCAGCGGACAUCUACCAUGUGCCCAGGAAGGAGGUGGCAGGGGUUGGCACUGCCUAUGAAGUGCCCCAGGACGAGCGGAAGAGGCGGGGCCCAGGCAAGGAAGAGCAGGAGGUUUAUGAGGUGCCACCACCUGCCCGGCCCUGCCCUCUGCCCCCGGAGGGGAUCUACAGGGUGCCUCGGGGCACCAGGAGAGAUGGGGACCCUACAGAGGUUUAUGAUGUCCCCUCCUCCCUGAUCCGGGACUCUCUGUCCGACACCUACGACUCGCCUUCCUCUUGCCCAAAGAAAGUGGCCCGUGUGGCCCCACAGCCCACAGCCCCUCUGCCCUCUGAUGACCCCUAUGACGUGCCCCUCACCUUCAAGAAGCCCCCAGGUCAAGAGGAGGAAGAGGAGGCAGACAACGAAGGCUCGGAGCAGCUCCUUGUCUAUGCCACCCCAUCAAACUUGCGCCGUGCCUCAGCCUUGCUUAACUUGUACGAAUCACCUGAGGAAGUCCUGGCGGGAGGGAGGGAGGGGGAAGAGGAAGAGGAAGAUGGGAGCAUUUAUGACAUUCCUUUGCUGGCACCCGGCUCCCCGCCCCUUGAGGGGGCUCUGCAAGGGUUAAGCCUGAGGGAUCCUGGGCCCCCUUCCCGCCCCCGUUUACCCUCGGCAGAGAGCCUGUCUCGUCGCCCGCUGCCCGCCCUCCCCAGCGAAGAGCGCCUUUCUGUCGAACCCCCGCCCCCGUCACCAAGCAUUGUCCGGAAAGGCAGCAUCCAGGACCGCCCACUGCCCCCGCCUCCACCCCGACUGGGGGGUCUUGGAGCGGGAGACCCACUGGAGCAAGUCGUGGACAACGGCCACAAUGAGUAUGAGGGGAUCCGCCUGACAGAGGAAUAUGACUAUGUUCACCUUAAGGGAGCAAAUAAAAUCCAGCCCAAAGCAGCAGCUCCUGAAGGGACCCUUGGACUCACCUUACCUGGAGACACAGCUCAGACUGAAGAAAUGGCUCCACCUUCCCCAGAGGACAGCCAACUCUUGCAGUUCUAUACGGGGCAAUGCCAAACUCAUUAUGCCACCCUCCUUUCGGCCAUCGAGGCGCUCCUUGCCAGCGCUGGUGCCCACCAGCCCCCUCGGAUCUUUGUGCCCCAUGGCAAAUUUGUCAUCAUCACAGCACACAAACUGGUCUUCGUAGGGGACACUGUGUCCCGCCUAGCAUCCUCUGCAACACUGCGAGCAAGGGUGGGGGCGGCCAGCAGCACCCUCUGCCAGGCCCUGAAGGAAGCCGUGCUCUCCGUCAAGGGUGCCGCUUUGCGGUAUCCCUCGCUGCCUGCUGUCCGGGAGAUGCGAGAGUGCGUGGUGGAGCUCUCCCGACAAGCCUUGGCCUUCACCUCCUUGCUGGGCACCCUGGUGCCAUCUUGAUCCAGCCUUCUGGGCCAACAUCGAUUCGUCACCAGCGAACUCCCAACGCCUGCCCUUAAGCUGUGAGACACGCUACAAGCCCCUCCUGUGGCAAUAACGGCCACUUGAUUGCCGUGGUGUUCUGCUGUCUCUGGUAACAAGGAGGCCUGAAUAUGGAUUACUCUGGCCCUUGUAUCGGUACUAAUGUUUCCCUCGAGUUCUGACUACACAUUUGUCAGGACCCUAAAAGGGCCUCUGGUUUCCACAGCAUUCAGUGUUGACACUCAGAAAGCAAAUUUUGCUACCUCCAACCCUCGGGUGCUCAGUUUUGACCACGGAGAAGAUAAACUUUGCUCUGUGACCUUUAACCCUUCAUGGCUUCUCUCCUGAAGAAGCUAGGCCCUUGAUAGGUGUCUCAGCCCCUCCACUUUGUGACAAGAAAUGGCUGUUGUGAGCACCAACUCUUUGCCUGCCUCUUCUCUUCUAAUCCCUACCCUUGCACCUGUGAGCUACCACCCUGGAUCGUUCUCCUAACCAAAGAACCUUCUUGACUGUUGCCCUCUGAGCCAGCGCUGUGCUUGACAGCGCUCUUUCCUCACUGCUGUUAGCUUCUGCUAAAGUGGCAGGACUCCAAGACUGGUUCAUUCCCCAGUAUUAAGAGCUUCCACACUAAUUCCUCAGAAGUCCCUCGAUACAGAUUAUGGCAUGGGGUUGUCAGACCAAAGACAUGAACUGAACUCUCUCUGGCUUGCCACAGACCUGAUGAUGGUUCUUAGGCACACUCCCUCCCUCCCUCCCUCCCUCCCUCCUCGAAAGAGCCUUAAUGGGGAAGGAACAAAAGGGAGAAAGGAAAGAGAAUUGGCUCUUUUCAUCCCGUAAGAAAGGAUUCUGGAACAAUAGCUGGAGGAAGAGAAAGGGGGGGGGUGGAAGAAUGGGCAAUGUGGCCACAGCAGAGAGCAUUAUGCAAAAGGGGCAAAAGUAAACAAGUACAGAGAGGAGCAAAGUAAUCUGGGGCAAAAGGGAAGAAGCCGAGGGUGAGGAGGAAAUGAUAAAAAAUGGACAAUGAUCUCAAGAUCAUGAUGCUCAAAGAGAAGGACCUACAUGUUGAAAGGGUCCCAGUGGGCCGGGAGCGUUUGCGGGAGGGGGGUGGAAUAAUGAGCCACUCCUGGAGCAGCUAAUGAAGCUAGCAUCUGGAGGGGUUCCUUUAAUUAAAAAAUGAAGUCCUUCAGCUUGACCGACAGAUUCAUUCCUCAGGUCUGUUGUCUUCCUCUGAAAAUGCCCCUCUAGACUCACAUGCCGUCUUGGGUAGCUGCCAAACAAACUUGCAGUUUGCGGCAUCAACCUGCACCCAACCCAGCCCCUCCCUCAUCUCAUUUCCCCACCAGGAAGCAAACGGGGUCUAAAACAACUCUCUCAGGAAAUAUUUGCCAAGUUAUUUUCUAGGUUUGAUCAUAAUAAAAUGGGUGAAAAAACAAA
Rhineura floridana is the source of this 5871-nucleotide messenger RNA. RefSeq names its product embryonal Fyn-associated substrate (gene EFS). Gene Ontology annotation, molecular function: protein binding. Lineage: Eukaryota; Metazoa; Chordata; Lepidosauria; Squamata; Rhineuridae. The record is from RefSeq and is a predicted model, not a curated record. Bases 2791 to 4416 code for a protein of 541 amino acids. Gene Ontology annotation, cellular component: cytoplasm; focal adhesion; plasma membrane. The transcript has 6 exons. Gene Ontology annotation, biological process: cell surface receptor protein tyrosine kinase signaling pathway; cell migration.